AUGGCGGGGCAUUUGCGACGAGAACUGGGUCGCCCCUCCUACCCUUUCCCGGUGCAGAGCCUGCAUCUCGGCAACCUCCCGGCGGUUCCCCAGCACGAGACCACCCCGCCCGGCUUCUUGGCCGACGCCUUCAGCGGGGCGACGGCCGGCCAGGCCUUUGGCUUCAAGCCCGACUACGGCCCCCAGGGAGGGAUCGGGGAGCCUUAUCCCGGCGGGGGUGAAGUGCCUCGUACCUGGUACCCCUUUGCUCCUCCGGGGGAUGGCUGGGGACCCCCUCCCGGGUUCACGGUAAGCCCUUAUGCCCUCGCUCAGCCCGGAGAAACCUGUCAGGCUUCCAAGGCCGAGAUCAAAGUCGAGCGCGACUUCGACCAAGCGGGCCCCUAUUACGGAGGGCAUCCCUGGGCCGGCGGGUGUCUGGUCCCUUCGGAGGCCGCUUCGCCCAGUCGGGAUUCCGAGCCUUCCAGCAGCCCCGCCAGCCAGCCCGAAGAGGUGACCAGCAGGGAGACCAGUCCCCGGAGCGAUGGUAGUCCUACCCCCAGCGAGCAGAUGGCCUCGGAGGAAGCGAAAGAUGAAGAGGGCAGCGGAGAAGAGGUAGGAAUGGAGGAAACAACCACUACAGAAGAGCUGGAACAAUUUGCUAAGGAACUCAAACACAAAAGGAUCACCCUGGGCUUCACUCAGGCAGACGUAGGACUGGCCCUGGGUUUGCUCUAUGGGAAGAUGUUUAGUCAAACCACCAUCUGCCGCUUUGAAGCUUUGCAACUCAGCUUCAAGAACAUGUGUAAGCUGAAGCCCCUUCUUCAGCGUUGGCUUCAAGAGGCUGACAGUAACGAGAAUUUGCAGGAGCAACUGUGCUCCAUGGAGUCGGCCAUGAUCCAGGCUCGGAAACGCAAGCGCACCAGCAUUGAGAACAACGUGCGGGGUUCCCUCGAGUCGUACUAUCUGCGCUGCCCCAAGCCUAACCUGCAGGAGAUAUCCCAGAUUGCUGACGACCUCUGCCUGGAGAAGGAUGUAGUACGCGUCUGGUUUUGCAACCGCCGUCAGAAGGGCAAGCGCAACCCAGGAGCUGGGUCUCGGGAUGAAUCCGAUGGUCCUAUUCUACCUCAAGCUUGUCCUCAUGGGCCGCUCCAAGCUCCGCCCCACGGUCUUGGCUCCGCCCAUCACCAGCUGUCCCCACCGCCCCAGGGCUACAACACAACUACUUUUGCUGCUGUUUACGUGCCGCAGUUCCACGAAGGAGAAGUUUUUAUCGCUCCCGCCUCGACCUCGGCCGUGAUGGGGCACCCAAUGCAUUCCACCUGAGCAGCCUGCCUGCCUGGCAAACCUCAGCGUCUUUAAUUUUUAAUCUCAGGGAGGUCCUCCUGCCGUUUUUUCUUUCUUAUUUCUUAGAUUUGUUUUCCUUUAGGAAAGGAAAGGCUCAGAGCUUCGGCUUUUGACCGUCUUUUACAUUCAGGGAUACAAAACUUCUUGAUGAGGCUUUUUUUUAAUCAGGGUUUUAAAAAAGAUUUUUGCAAUGAUGAUUUUUAAUAUUUUGACAAAGGAAAAGCUACUUCUAAAAGCCGCUUUCGUUUCCAACCCUUUUUGGUCUCUUUAUAGGAUCCGUAAUACCUUUAUUUAGUUUGGCCUGCAUACAUAUUUACCCACCCCCAAAUCCAGAUGCUCCUGUC
Molecule: messenger RNA, 1667 nt
Organism: Ahaetulla prasina
Lineage: Eukaryota; Metazoa; Chordata; Lepidosauria; Squamata; Colubridae
Product: POU domain, class 5, transcription factor 3-like
Exons: 6
Coding region: 1-1302 (433 amino acids)
Biological process (GO): regulation of transcription by RNA polymerase II
Molecular function (GO): DNA-binding transcription factor activity, RNA polymerase II-specific; RNA polymerase II cis-regulatory region sequence-specific DNA binding
Source: RefSeq, a predicted model, not a curated record